AUGAAUGACUACUCACUCUUGUACAAAAGGAAUGGAGAGUCCUCAGUAUAUGUUGCAGUAUAUGUGGAUGAUGUGUUGCUCACUGGGACUGAUCAGCAUGCAAUUGCACAAUUCAAAGCCUUUCUACAUGAACAAUUCAAGAUCAAAGACCCAGGCCAAUUGCAUUACUUUUUGGGGUUGAAAGUCAUGUACAAAGAUGAUGGUGCCAAGAAAGUUUGUGCUGGACUUGUUGAAAGAAUACAAUUGCUUGGAUCACAGUUCUUGUUCCUCACCCUUAGAUCCCACUAUAAAGCUAAAAGCCAGGGAAGUGUUCAACACUUGAGCCAGUUUAUGCAAGAGCCCAGAGAGCCUCAUUUGAAUGCAGCAUUUCACCUGCUCAGAUACCUGAAAAAUGAUCCUACUCAAGGGAUUUUCAUGUUAAAAGAUGCAGAUCACACAGUUAGAGCUUAUUGUGAUUCUGAUUGGGCAGCUUGCCCAGACUCCAGGAGAUCCAUUACAGUCUAUUUGGUGCUUCUAGGCAAUAGCCCCAUCAACUGGAAGUAUAAGAAAUAA
This is a messenger RNA of Nicotiana tabacum (common tobacco), 552 nucleotides long. The record is from RefSeq and is a predicted model, not a curated record. Lineage: Eukaryota; Viridiplantae; Streptophyta; Magnoliopsida; Solanales; Solanaceae.